Molecule: messenger RNA, 827 nt
Organism: Hibiscus syriacus
Lineage: Eukaryota; Viridiplantae; Streptophyta; Magnoliopsida; Malvales; Malvaceae
Product: fasciclin-like arabinogalactan protein 12
Exons: 2
Coding region: 45-800 (251 amino acids)
Source: RefSeq, a predicted model, not a curated record
UCCCUUGCAUUUUACAUUGUUCUAUUUCCCCAAAACAACUCACAAUGAAGCAACAAUAUGUAUUCACCACCACUCUCUCAUUUCUCAUACUUUUCGUCCUCCAUUGUUCAACUACCUUGGCCCAAGGUCCGGCAGCAGCUCCGGUGGCACCAACACCAGCACCUCCCAGUCCAACGAACGUCACCAAAAUUCUCAAAAAAGUCGGCCAAUUCACCCUCUUCAUUCGUCUUCUAAAAACUACACAAGUAGCCAACCAGCUGCUGGGUCAGCUCAACAACUCAAACAAUGGGAUAACCAUUUUUGCACCGACGGACAAUGCGUUCUCGAGCCUUAAAUCCGUCACGUUGAAUUCGCUCAACGACGAACAAAAAGUCGAGCUGGUGCAAUUCCACAUCGUCCCAACAUACCUCUCGUCGUCUCAGUUCCAAACUAUUAGUAACCCUUUGAGAACUCAAGCCGGUGACAGCGACGACGGGAAGUUCCCUCUCAAUAUCACCACGUCGGGAAACUCCGUGAACAUAACAAGCGGAUUGACAAAUACAAGUGUUUCUGGUACUGUUUAUACAGACGGUCAGCUUGCAGUUUAUCAAAUCGAUCAGGUGCUUCAACCUAUGCAAAUAUUUGCUCCUAGGCCACCGGCUCCAGCACCGGCGCCGGCGAAGUCGAAUAAGAAGAAGGCUGCCGUUGUUUCCGAAAGCCCUGAUGAAACACCGGCUGCUGAUAACUCCAAAGCGGCCACCACCAUGCAAAAUGUAGCCUUGUUUGGUGUUGCUACUGUAGUUGCUGCACUUUUUUUGUAACCAUGAAAAUGGAGAAACGAAGAAAAC